Penicillium vulpinum is the source of this 813-nucleotide messenger RNA. RefSeq lists its product as uncharacterized. The transcript has a single exon. The record is from RefSeq and is a predicted model, not a curated record. The coding region runs from base 1 to 813 and encodes 270 amino acids. Lineage: Eukaryota; Fungi; Ascomycota; Eurotiomycetes; Eurotiales; Aspergillaceae.
AUGAUGUCCUUUCAAGAUGUUCUUCCUCCAACUACACGGAGAUACAGAUAUGAGGGAUACCAUCAAUGUCUUGAGGUUUUGGAACAAGAGUCCGAGAGAUUGGAACGUGAAGAAGCUCCACUCGGAUGCGCAUAUAACCCUUAUUUCAUUAUGGAUAUUGACGAACGCUCCUUCCUCGAGUGUUUUGUAAAUUCGGGAGAUAAACUACUGAUGCUAUCAUGGGAAAUCUACGAUCAUGUCUCUCAGUCCGCUCUGUUAAAAAUGGAGUCUUCAGCCCACGCCGUUGCCGCCGGAGCGUUUAACACCAUCUUCUCUGCCUGGGCCAGAAGAGUGGCCGACCCUCUUCUCUCUCCCACAAGUACGAGAACUGUCCGCGGCCAGACACGAACCAAGAGAGCCGACAUCUCUUGGAGCCCGAGAGAGAUGCCAAAUGGCCGAUCGCAUAAGUGGCCAACUUUCGUUGGCGAGGUUGCGUGGUCGGAGCGUCGCACCAAACUCCAAGAAGACAUCAAGUUCUGGCUGGACGAUCCAGAUAGUGCCGUUAAUGCUGCCAUCACCAUCAGUGUGCUCCGCGAUAAGAUAAUGGUGGAGAGCUGGGAAAGGGGCUAUGACAAGGCUCCAUCGCCCAACCAAAAAAUUCAAAUUCUCCGCAACCCCCGUCCAGGCUGUUCUCAGGUCAAUGGCCAAAUCGAGAUAAAAUUUUCGGAUGUCUUCUUGAGAGAUAAGAGAGAUGGGGAGAGCGAUUUCCUUCUGACGGCAACGGAUAUGGACGAGCUUGCAGGUCACAUCUGGAACUACCAAUAUCCCGGGUAG